Dimorphilus gyrociliatus is the source of this 728-nucleotide messenger RNA. The record is from the annotation of a GenBank genome assembly. NCBI's taxonomy places the organism in Eukaryota, Metazoa, Annelida, Polychaeta, Dinophilidae.
GUUCGCUUAUGGAAGAAGAAUUCGAUGUCUCAGAUCUCUCUGAUAAUAAUUGUUCAAAUGAGAUUAAACAGACAACUCGACUAACGAUCAUAGUAACGAUGGUUGCCCAUUUCGUUUGCAUUCUCUUUACUGGCUUUAUUAUUUAUAAAGCCGAUAUAGGUUCAAGUUUGUUUUCUUGGCACCCUUCCCUAAUGGCUCUAGCAUGUUCACUAUUUAUUGUCCAGGCAAUUAUGGUAUUUAACAGCCAAAGCUCUUUGCUGAUGAAAUUGUCCCGAAAAACGAGGGUAUUGGCUCAUAGAGUGCUAUCGUUUUUGGGUGUAACCUGUGCAUGGCUGGCGUUUCUAGCGAUUUACACAAACAAGAACAAUAAUAACAAGGCUCAUUUUACAACGUGGCAUGGCCUGAUUGGAUUUAUCGCUUUGCUCUAUAUGACGGCACAAAGCUGCGGAGGCAACCUACUUAUUUACACUUCUCUAUUGAGCAAAACAGGAAUUAAAUGGAAAGACAUGAAAAUGUAUCACGCUACUUCAGGAUUUGUUCUAUAUGUACUAAUUUGCGGAACAAUGGUUCUUGGAAUGUUCUCUAAUUGGUUUGUUAAAACUGUUACUGGAACGUCUUGGUAUGCUUGCCUAGCUUGCCCUGCAAUAUUAUCACUGGUCGUUAUGCAGCAAGUAACGCAAAAUAAUCUACCAAAGCCGGGUAAUAGAAAGGUAGAAGAGAAGAAAUAG